AUGCCUGAGCUACCCGAGCCGAAUCCCGAGGCCAGACUUGCUCCCAUCUCCAAGCAUUUGUUCUCUGAAGCUGCCCUCAUGGCUCGCACAAAGCAAACGGCCCGCAAAUCCACCGGCGGCAAGGCGCCGCGCAAGCAACUGGCCACGAAGGCCGCAAGGAAGUCGGCGCCCGCCACGGGCGGCGUGAAGAAGCCUCACCGGUACCGCCCGGGCACGGUGGCGCUGCGCGAGAUCCGCAAGUACCAGAAGUCGACGGAGCUACUCAUCCGCAAGCUGCCCUUCCAGCGCCUGGUGCGCGAAAUCGCGCAGGACUUCAAGACGGACCUGCGCUUCCAGAGCUCCGCCGUGAUGGCGCUGCAGGAGGCGGCGGAGGCGUACCUCGUGGGGCUCUUCGAGGACACGAACCUCUGCGCUAUUCACGCCAAGCGCGUCACCAUCAUGCCCAAGGACAUCCAGCUCGCCAGACGAAUCCGCGGCGAACGCGCUUAG
This is a messenger RNA of Closterium sp. Naga37s-1, 489 nucleotides long. Lineage: Eukaryota; Viridiplantae; Streptophyta; Zygnematophyceae; Desmidiales; Closteriaceae. The record is from the annotation of a GenBank genome assembly.